This is a messenger RNA of Wallemia ichthyophaga EXF-994, 1668 nucleotides long. RefSeq names its product 4-coumarate--CoA ligase-like 7. The transcript has 6 exons. Gene Ontology annotation, molecular function: CoA-ligase activity. Lineage: Eukaryota; Fungi; Basidiomycota; Wallemiomycetes; Wallemiales; Wallemiaceae. The coding region runs from base 1 to 1668 and encodes 555 amino acids. Gene Ontology annotation, biological process: secondary metabolic process. The record is from RefSeq and is a predicted model, not a curated record.
AUGUCCACUGGAAUUAUAAAGUCUAUUCAUUCGGACGUCGAUAUCCCACAAUGCAGCUUGUUCGACUUCCUACUACCACCUUCCACGGAUCACCUCCACAAGAUCGCCUUUGUUGAAGCAACAACCGGCAUUAAAUUGACAUAUGCACAGCUCAGAGCCAAGUCUUUAGAGCUGGCUUAUGGCUUGAGAAAAUUUCUCAACAUUGAAAGAAAAGACACUGUUUUGAUCAUCAGUCCAAACUCAAUCGCUUAUCCCGUUCUAUUGCUGGGCACAUCCGCCACCGGCGCUAAAGUCUCACUCGCUAAUCCCGCCUACAACCACUUGGAGCUAUCUCAUCAAAUAAAAGAUAGCAAUGUUUCCCUUGUUUUUGCUCAUCCCGAUAACAUCCCUCUCACCAAACAAAUACUCAGUGAGAUUGGCUGGUCCGAGACGAAAAUUAAUCAAAGACUAAUCUCUGCUACUGACUCAAAUUCAAGCGGAUGUUUAUCUUACUCCCAAUUAUUCAUCCCCGACCGUCAAUUUGGUAUACCUGAAAAAUUUGACGGCCAAAGCACUCACGAGACUGCUGUUAUGUGUUAUAGUAGUGGUACAACUGGCUUAUCUAAAGGCGUUAUGACUACGCACUACAACAUAAUUGCAAACUUACGACAAUUAGAUUCGAUGAGAACGUACGUUAUACAGAAAAACGACGUCUUGAUAUCUGUAUUGCCCUUUUAUCAUAUCUUCGGAUUGGUAGUCACCAUGUUUUAUUACAUGACACACGAAGCCAAAAGCGUUCUUUUGCCUCGUUUUGAUCCAGAUGUAUUCGGGGCUGCUGUUGAAAAGUACAAGGUUUCAGUCGGUUCAAUUGUACCACCAAUUUUGGUCUUGAUAGCCAACACAGAUAUUGACAAGCGGUACAAUCUUAGUAGCUUGAGAAUCUUACAAGUUGGUGCUGCUCCUGUUGGUGAAGAGCUUAUACAGAAGUUGUCUACUAAGUUCAACGAUGUAAUCACAGUCCCACAAGGAUAUGGUCUCACGGAAACCAGUCCUAUCACACAUAAGAUUCCAUUAGAAUACGCAAAGUCACAUAGCGGAUACAUUGGCAGGUUGAUUCCCAAUACCAGCGCAAGAAUAGUAGACGAAAAUGGGAUGGAUGUACCAGGUGACAACAAGGCAAGUGGGGAGCUUUGGGUGAAAGGUCCUCAAGUGAUGAAAGGUUAUUUAAACAGACCGGAGGCUACUGCUGAAUGUAUGACAGCUGAUGACUUCUUCAAAACCGGUGAUGUUGCUAUCUUUGACAAAAAAACUCAGCUAUUUAAGAUUGUGGAUAGAUUGAAGGAACUUAUCAAGUAUAAGGGCUUCCAAGUUCCACCUGCUGCACUUGAAUCUCUGCUUCUAUCAAACCCGGAAGUGAAAGACGUGGCUGUCAUUGGCGUUUAUGAUGACAAACAGGCUACUGAACUACCAAGAGCGUAUGUAGUACCUCAGAAAGAUUCCAAUGUCAAUAAUCAUAAGUGGUGCAAAGAAGUAGAAGAUUGGGUGGCUAGUAAGGUCGCAAAUCACUCUAAACUCCGAGGCGGCGUGAAAACCAUCGAUGCUAUUCCCAAAUCACCAUCUGGGAAGAUUCUUAGACGUCAUCUGCGUACUCUGGCUGCACAACAAGACAAAGCACCUGCUAAACUUUAG